Molecule: messenger RNA, 3121 nt
Organism: Fundulus heteroclitus (mummichog)
Lineage: Eukaryota; Metazoa; Chordata; Actinopteri; Cyprinodontiformes; Fundulidae
Gene: trpc6b
Product: transient receptor potential cation channel, subfamily C, member 6b
Exons: 13
Coding region: 187-2742 (851 amino acids)
Biological process (GO): regulation of cytosolic calcium ion concentration; calcium ion transmembrane transport; manganese ion transport
Cellular component (GO): membrane; cation channel complex
Molecular function (GO): inositol 1,4,5 trisphosphate binding; store-operated calcium channel activity; protein binding
Source: RefSeq, a predicted model, not a curated record
CUAACAGGUGGUGCUGAAGCAAAUAUGAGGCGGUUCCUGCUGGAGGUCCAGCUGGCCGUGUCCGGAUAUGAUUUUGCUCCCAUAUGAUUCGCUAUAUAAAUGCUGUAAAGGCUGUUUCGAGGACCAGUCUUUUCCGAGUUAUUAGAGCCAUCACAUCCUGACGAGCAUCUCGGCUUCGCUUUCAUCAUGAUGAAGCGCAGCAGGACUCUCACUUUAAGGCAGUCUCAGAAAUCCAGGUGGAUCAGCGAACGGAGAGCCCUGAUGAUGAUGGCGCAUGCGGCGGCCAAACCUCGGAGACAAACGGUGCGAAGAGCCGGUUACCUCUUCCAAGCCCACCCGUGCUCCUGCCUUUCCAUCACCGAGGAGGUGUUUCUGGAAGCUGCGGAGUAUGGCAACAUCCCUGAGGUGAGGCGGAUGCUGGAGGAGCUUCCCGACCUCAACAUCAACUGUGUCAACUACAUGGGUCAGAAUGCGCUGCAGCUGGCAGUCGCGAGCGAGCACUUAGAAGUCGUCAAGCUGUUGCUUAAGAAGAAAGAGCUUGCAAAAGUAGGCGAUGCUUUGCUGUUAGCCAUCAGUAAAGGGUACAUCCGCAUAGUAGAAGCCAUACUAAGCCACGAGGCCUUCACAGACGGCCAGAGGCUGACGAACAGCCCCGGCCUGGAGGAGACACGGGAUGACUUUUUCUCAUAUGAUGAGGAUGGGACACGAUUCUCGUACGACAUCACUCCUAUUAUCCUGGCUUCCCAGUGCUGCGAGUUUGAGAUAGUACACAUGCUGCUUUUGAGGGGGGCCCACAUAGAGCGGCCCCACGACUACUUCUGCCAGUGCAGGGCCUGCAUUGAGCAGCAGAGGCGGGACUCCUUUUGCCACUCCCAGUCUCGUAUUAGCGCCUACAAAGGCCUCGCAAGUCCAGCGUAUCUUUGCCUCUCAAGCCAGGACCCUGUGAUGACCGCUUUGGAGCUGAGCCAUGAGCUCGCAGUGCUGGCCAACACCGAGAAGGAGUUCAAGAACGACUACAAGAAAUUGUCCAUGCAGUGUAAGGACUUUGUGGUGGGACUGUUGGAUCUGUGCCGGAAUACGGAGGAAGUGGAGGCCGUCCUAAAUGGUGACACCGAAUCCUGCACUGACCCCGAGAUUUCUGGCAGACCGAACCUGAUCAGGUUAAAACUGGCAAUAAAAUAUGAAGUUAAAGAGUUUGUGGCACAUCCAAACUGCCAACAGCAUCUCCGGUCAAUCUGGUACGAGAACCUGAGUGGACUGCAUCAGCAGACAGUAGCAGUUAAAAUUCUUCUUGUCCUCGGUGUAGCUGUUGGAUUACCGGUUUUGGCUUUUAUCUACUGGAUAGCACCAUCAAGUAAGUUGGGUAAACUUAUGCGUGGACCCUUCCUGAAGUUUGUGGCUCACGCAGCUUCCUUCAUCAUAUUUCUCUGUCUGCUGGUCCUGAACGCAGCGGACCGCUUUGCAGGAACAUCGCUGCUGCCAAACAUGACCAUCCAUGAUUACCCCUCACAGGUUUUCCGGAUGAAGACCACCCGCUUCACCUGGAUGGAGAUUCUUAUCAUUUUCUGGGUCAUAGGUAAGAUAUGGGAAGAAUGUAAAGAUAUUUGGUCACAGAACCUCCAGGAGUACUUCUCAGAACCGUGGAACCUUCUGGACUUUAGUAUUUUGGCCAUUUUCAUGACCUCUUUCAUUGCCAGAUUAAUGGCUUUCUGGCAUGCGCAUUCUGCACAGUGCUACAUCGAUGAGCAUCCGCCCAACAUGACCUUGCCUUCUGAGGUACAAUAUUUUCAGCUGGCGAGAAUUCACUGGGUGCCUUCGGACCCGCAGCUUAUUUCCGAAGGCCUCUAUGCGAUUGCCGUUGUGCUGAGUUUCUCCCGCAUCGCCUACAUCCUGCCAGCAAACGAGAGGUUUGGGCCCUUGCAGAUCUCCCUAGGAAGAACGAUGAAGGACAUUUUUCAGUUCAUGGUGAUCUUCAUAACAGUCUUUGUGGCGUUCAUGGUGGGAAUGUUCGAUCUAUACUCUUACUACCUUGGAGCAAAACACAACGUGGCGUUUACAACUGUUGAAGAAAGUUUUAAAACACUAUUCUGGGCCAUCUUCGGACUAUCAGAAGUAAAAUCAGUCGUUUUGAACAUUAAUCAUAAGUUCAUUGAGAAUAUAGGUUAUGUUCUGUAUGGAGUAUACAACAUCAUCAUGGUGAUUGUUCUGCUGAACAUGCUUAUAGCCAUGUUCAACAGCUCCUUCCAGGAAAUCGAGGAUGAUGCUGACGUGGAGUGGAAAUUUGCCCGAGCAAAGCUGUGGUUUUCCUACUUUGAGCAUGGCAGCACUCUGCCUGUGCCCUUCAACCUCGUACCCAGCCCCAAAUCUGUGUUGUCGCUCCUACUGGGGAUAAAGACAUUUCUCGGAUGUUCGAGAAAAAACAAAGAAACGUCAAACAAUGACAUGGAUCUUAAAAAUCUAAGGGAACAAGGUGGACUGAAGGCAGACUUGUCUGUUCAAACUACUCGUCAUCAGAAAGUAAUGAACUGCCUCAUCAAGAGAUACAUAUUUAAAGCACAGAGAGAUAAAGAUAAUGACGAAGUGAAUGAGGGUGAACUGAAAGAGAUCAAACAGGACAUCUCCAGUCUUCGUUACGAGCUGCUGGAAAGAGGGAACCAUGAUCUGAACACACUGGCCGAGCUUGUCAGGGAGCUGGGAGAGGCCGUGCAGAAAGAAGAGCAGAGGGGGGAUAUAAUUUCUUAAAAUACAUAUAAAUACAAGAAAUAUAUAAUUUGUACAAAAUGUAAUCUCAUUUUAUGGCAUUCAAUCAGCACAAAAGGUAUGCAAAAGCCUUCAUAUUAUUUAAACCAGUCCACCUUUUGUCACCUUACAAUUAGUGUUUUAUAUGAUAGAAAGUAUUUUAUAUGAUAGACCAACAAUGACAUAGUGAAUAUUUGUGAACUGGAAAGAAGUUGUAUUACAAAUGAAAAAGUCCUAAAAGUGUGGCCUGCAUUUACAUUAAAGGAGCUGUAAGUAAGAUAUUUACUGUAAAAUCAACCUAAAUCAUUCUCAUUUGUCACCUGGGAACAUUCCUUAUAAACGAUCCGUCCUCCAUCAGCAAUGUCUUAGUCACAUUUUUCUC